AACCACUCCGGCUUCAAACCACUCUGGCUCUGAACUACCUCGGCUCCGAACCACCACCAUCACAACCAUCACCAACAAAUCAAACCAGCACCAUCUGCACAAGGCAUCACCGAAGUUGACAUCGGCGACGACGACGACGAAAACAACGGCGACAGUAGCUCUAAGUUCUCCUCUCUGUCACUGAGCUUCGCGCGAGGUUCCUAGUGAACCACCUCUCAUUGUCGUCAAUAACACUCUCCUCAGUCGAGAUGAAGGUGUUUAUGUGCGUUCUGGUGGUCGUCGUUGCUGCUGCGACGGCGAGCGCGGUCUCCACGACCCAGCCGGCUUCGCAGACCGCUCAGGCGAGUCCUGCCACUCAGACAGCUUCGAGCUCGCCAAGUUCCUCGCAAGGGGCCCCAUCGCAAGUUGCCAGCAAGCGAGGUGAUACGGACUUCGCCACUUCAGCCUCGCAGCAGCAUCCGGUUUACUCUCCGAGCCACUCGCAGCAGGCUCCAUCUCACUCCCAGAGCGCGUCGCCCAGCGAUUACCAAUCAUCGGCUUCGAAUGGCAACCUCUACUACUAUUACUACCCGGCUUCAUCGAGCUCUGGAAAGUCGGAGUCCGGUCCUGCUGACCAUUAUCAAGCCUCCGCUGCAUCCUCGUAUGCCAGCUACGCGACCGAUGGCUCGUCUCAUGGCCCUCAACAAGCUACCUACGACAGCCCAGCCUCCUCCUACGGCAACUCUGCUUACCCGAGCCAGUUCCAUCAAGCGACAUAUGCGUCGCACCAAGGCCACGCAGGUUCUCCUUCGUAUGCCUACACAGGUUCUCUCCUCCCCUCUGACUCUCAACUGAGUGCUCAGUAUGCUAGCGGCAGCGGAGCUCCCGUGUCCGGGUAUCAAGGCCAAGGCUCAUACCCGGCUCAAGGAACCUACCAAGCGUCCCCCUCGACCUUCCAACCCUCAUACGCUCCCGCCUCCGAUUCCAAGAGUCGAUUCUACGGAUUGGGUUCGGUCAUCAUGCCCCUCGUUGGUCUCGGCGCCCUGGCUUUCCUCCUUCCUUCAGUGACCAACCUGGGAGGCAAGAAGAAGACCAAGAGAUCCGUUGAGAACAACGACGCAAACAAGGCAAACGGUGUCGCUGAGUACGCUGAGCGGCUAGAAAAGUACUUCAAGAUCUACCGCGCCGCCGUUGAGAGCGACGACUGCAUGAACCGCAUCGUUUGUGAAUUGGGCGACUCCGUCUCUACUGUCCGCGGAAAGGCCGCCCUCCUCGCACUCUUCGAAAAAGUUGCUCCGCAAUGGAUGACCGGAAAGAUGGGAGUCUUCAAAUUCGGUGCCCUCGAUAGCAAAUCGGCUAAAUGCGCUCGUUACAAGUGCUAGGCGUCCUGCAUCCUUCGUGAAUGAGACCAAUCGAAUGGAACGAACAGACACCUCGGACACUUGCACGCACGCGUCAUUUCUCCUUGGCAGAAAGAACAUACAAGCGCAAUGCAUCGAAGAAAACGCGAGGAUGGUUCUCGGGCAGAAGUUCAUUCACUUCGCAACCCCUGCGAUCUCGUUCCUUCCUCCCUUCCCUCCAAACACACUAGCCGAGAUGCCCGAUUCCAGUCCAUCGUGAUGAAAAAUCCGACUUCGUUUCUGAAAGAAGAAGGACUCGUGCGUGUGCGCGUUUGUAUUAUUUAUUCAGACGGAGAACAGAACUUCUCCAAUCCCCGGCUGAGAGCUCUCAGCCCGCAUUCCGGUUCAGCGUAAUUAAUUUAUUUCUUCCUCUUUUCCCCAUUGCUCGGCCGGCUCUCACCCCACCCCUUUUCAUCAUGUAACCCUUGAAGACCCCCAAGGGGGAGUAACGAUUCGCCGCACUGACAUCUGCCAGACUGCCAGAGGAGAUACACACGAAUGUACACACACACAUCCAUAUUAAGUAGGGGUAUUUUACAAAAUUGCAAGAUGAAAAUUAAUAAAGAAAAACAUUUC
Molecule: messenger RNA, 1955 nt
Organism: Galendromus occidentalis (western predatory mite)
Lineage: Eukaryota; Metazoa; Arthropoda; Arachnida; Mesostigmata; Phytoseiidae
Product: secreted protein PRY1
Exons: 4
Coding region: 249-1361 (370 amino acids)
Source: RefSeq, a predicted model, not a curated record